Messenger RNA from Penicillium macrosclerotiorum, 1569 nucleotides. Its product is annotated as asparagine--tRNA ligase SLM5. NCBI's taxonomy places the organism in Eukaryota, Fungi, Ascomycota, Eurotiomycetes, Eurotiales, Aspergillaceae. Bases 1 to 1569 code for a protein of 522 amino acids. The record is from RefSeq and is a predicted model, not a curated record. Gene Ontology annotation, biological process: asparaginyl-tRNA aminoacylation. Gene Ontology annotation, molecular function: ATP binding; asparagine-tRNA ligase activity. Gene Ontology annotation, cellular component: mitochondrion. The transcript is spliced from 5 exons.
AUGCUGACAUGGCAGCGAACCUUCGCCACCUCUGUCGCCAGGUUCAGCGAUAGCCAUAUACCAGUUGCUCGUUCCGCAGCUCUGCGAUGCGCACAUAUCCUUCAAGUCAGUAAGGCCGAUGGGCCCUGCAGCUUGGAGGACAAAGAGAUCAAGGUUAAUGGGUUCAUUCGUUCUGUUCGAAAGCAGAAGCGCUUUGCUUUUGCCGAAAUCUCAGACGGCUCUACGCUAGAGCCCUUACAAGCGAUCUUGAAACCAGCACAAGCAGCUGAUCUCUCUACAGGAACUGCUGUUGAAAUCUCAGGCAUAUGGAAAGCCUGUCCGCCUGGCAAGGAACAGACACAUGAGCUACAAACCACUGAUGUGACUGUUGUCGGGGCGGCGGAUCCGGAGACAUUUCCGAUCCAAAAGAAAUACCACAGCCCCGACUUUUUGCGGCAGAUUCCGCAUCUACGCAUCCGAACACCCUUCCAUUCCCUCAUGUCGCGUUUCCGCUCCGAGUGCCUCUUUCAGCUGGGCAAUGUUUUUCAUGCCUACCCCAACGGCGGUUUCACGCAAGUGCAACCACCAAUCAUCACAUCAUCUGACUGCGAGGGCGCAGGCGAAACGUUCACUUUGCUUCCGCGCGGGGCUUCAGGAUCAUCUAACACCGAGGCCGACCAUUUCUUCCGAACUCCUAAAUAUCUCACGGUUUCGUCGCAGCUCCAUCUUGAGGCAUACGCCGCUGAACUCGGCAACGUGUGGACGCUGACACCUGUUUUUCGGGCGGAGAAAAGUGAUACCCCUCGCCAUCUGAGCGAGUUUUAUAUGCUUGAAGCGGAGGCGAACUUCAUGUAUGAUUUGGACUCGCUCACGGACCUUGUAGAGAAUCUACUCCGAGACCUCACACGUCGGCUCUAUAAUACCCCGGUUGGCCAGGAGAUUCUGUCUGCGAAGCGAACUGGCGACUCUGGGCAUGAGAGCACCUCGGACGACUCUAAGUCUGCUCUUCGACAAAGGUGGGCCUCCUUGACGGAUGGUCCUAAAUGGCAUCGCAUUACAUACACCAAGGCAGUAGAAAUGCUCCAGCAUGCGGUCAUAGAAGAUGGCGCAACAUUCGAGCAUCCUCCCACAUGGGAUGGAGGCCUACAAACUGAGCACGAGAAGUAUAUUGUGGAGGUUUUGCACCAAGGCAGUCCGGUAUUCGUUACUGAUUACCCCAAGGCGAUUAAGCCUUUCUAUAUGGCCCCGUCGCAGACACUCGAUGGAGAACAUGAGCAUAGUCCACCCGGAGAGACGUUAGCGAAGUCGCAGGAGGCUCCUUGCGUGAGCAUCGCUUGCCCAACAUCAUCCAGAAUAUGCGUGACUACGACUCUGAUGCCCCUGCCCCCCACUGAACCUUCAUACCCUCACCUCUCUCCGACCGAGGAUCUUGGCCAUCUGCAAUGGUACGCCGACCUUCGGCGUUGGGGCUCUGCUCCGCACGGAGGCUUUGGACUUGGGUUUGACCGAUUCCUGGGAUAUUUGGCUGGCGUGUCCAGCGUUCGGGAUGUCGUGUCAUUUCCACGGUAUUUUGGACGAGCUGAUUGUUAG